CAUGCCUACAGUAGGUUUAAUUAUCUAUUUUACAUUUUUAAAGCACUACCAAUUCAUUUCUAUUAUCGACGAUGAAGAAAUACUUUCAACCCUCGUUCGUCAUUUUGAUUAUCUUCACCGUUCUUGUGUUAGGAGUGGUGGGAAAUAUGAGUGUUGACCAAAAAAGAUGUUGGGCGACUCUAAAAGAAAACAAUUGUGUUCACGAUGAGUGUCGUUCCAUGUGCUUAAAGAAAAAUCCAAAAGGACAUGGUAGAUGCAUUAAAUCAUCCAAGGGACGAAUUAUUUGUUUAUGUGGUUACGAUUGUCCUUAAUAACUAUUUAUUUACAAUAAAUCUCAAACCAUACUCACCAUUAUUAUUGUUAUCAUGUUACAAUAUAGAUUUAAAUAUAGUAAUACAUCAUCUAUAUAUACUAGGUUUUGA
Messenger RNA from Arabidopsis thaliana (thale cress), 422 nucleotides. RefSeq names its product low-molecular-weight cysteine-rich 14 (gene LCR14). NCBI's taxonomy places the organism in Eukaryota, Viridiplantae, Streptophyta, Magnoliopsida, Brassicales, Brassicaceae. The transcript is spliced from 2 exons. Gene Ontology annotation, cellular component: extracellular region. The coding region runs from base 72 to 311 and encodes 79 amino acids. The record is from RefSeq and is marked reviewed.